This is a messenger RNA of Schistosoma turkestanicum, 1101 nucleotides long. The record is from the annotation of a GenBank genome assembly. Lineage: Eukaryota; Metazoa; Platyhelminthes; Trematoda; Strigeidida; Schistosomatidae.
AUGGAUUACCUGUCGUUCUGCCGUGGUGUACUGAUCGGAGGUUUGAUGGGAGACUGUUAUGGAUUUGUGUAUGAAGGCAAACCUGCAGUAAAGUUCACGAUUCCUGUAGAAUUGCUACAAAAUUCAAUCGAUGGCCUUGAUACUAAGCAGUUGAUGUACAGCGAUGAUACACAAAUGGGUCUUGCGAUUCUCAGGUCAUUAAGGGCUAGAAACGAUUUUGAUGCAGAACAUUUGGCUAAAGAGUUCACAACUGACUAUUUUGAAAAUGGAUCACAUAGGUGUUAUGGUGGAUCUGUUGGACGUAUAUUUUCCUCACUUAAGGAGGUUAAUUAUAAAAAUCCAUAUACUUAUGCAGAGAAUAUAUUUAAUGGGACAGGAUCGUAUGGUAACGGUGGGGCUAUGAGAAUAGCACCUGCAGCAUUAUAUGGAUUGCAAUAUUCUGAACGUGAAUUUGAAAGACUGAUUAUCGAUGUUACUCGGUUAACGCAUACGCAUCCAUUGGCUAUAUGUGGUGCACUUCUACAAGCAUUUGCUGUACAAAUGAUUUUCUCCUUAACUCGUGAUCAUUUACAACUGGAUUGUUUAAAUUUCAUCGAUAACUUAUUGGCAAGAUUAGAGAAAACAGAAUAUUUUGUCAAUUUUAAGCAUCCCACUUGGUUAAAAGCACUUGAUGCUUAUAAAAAGAAAUUAGAAAUAGUUAAAUAUCUUUUAGCAAAUGAUAAACAACCAUUAGUUACAGAUAUUGUGAAUCAGUUGGGCAAUGACUUGAAAGCCAUCAACUCUGUUCCAACUGCAUUAUACGUAUUUCUGCGUAGUUUAAAACCUAUAGAUGGAAUUGAGUUUAGUUCAGCUCCUCUACGUUGUAUUGUCUUAUCAAUUGGACUAGGUGGUGAUACGGAUACCAUUGGUUGUAUGGCUACUGCAUUAGCUGGUGGAUAUAUUGGCAUUCCAGUUGACGUCAAUUCAACUGUACCAAGAAACAUUAUUACACGUUGUGAACAGUACGGUGAACUUGAAGAAUAUGCUAGUUGGUUAAUCAGAAAUGAUGAAGAUCCUCAAACUGUAAAAGAAACAGCUGUUAUACACAAUGGUUCUCAAUAA